Telopea speciosissima is the source of this 1305-nucleotide messenger RNA. RefSeq lists its product as uncharacterized. Gene Ontology annotation, biological process: proteolysis. Gene Ontology annotation, molecular function: zinc ion binding; nucleic acid binding; aspartic-type endopeptidase activity. The record is from RefSeq and is a predicted model, not a curated record. The transcript has 2 exons. Bases 1 to 1305 code for a protein of 434 amino acids. Lineage: Eukaryota; Viridiplantae; Streptophyta; Magnoliopsida; Proteales; Proteaceae.
AUGAACCUCAGUCAAGGAUCUAAAUCGGUCCUUGAGUACCAACAGCUCUUUGAGGAGUACUUCUAUUUUGCCCCUACUCAUUUGAAGACUGAGGACGUGAAGGCAAGACAGUUUAAGAGAGGACUUAGGGCUAGCUUGAGUACAAUAGUAGUAUUGCACAAGUACCCCACCUAUGCUGAGGUAGUUGAAGCGGCUAAGAUGAUAGAAGAUCAACAGAGGGAGAAUUAUCGAGCCAUCCAGGUAGGCAAGAGGCUGAUAUUAUCUCAUGACUCCAGGGGGUCUAGUAAGUUUCAAAGAAGAGGGUCUUAUACCAAUGCCGCUCCAAUUCAAUUCCGUAGGCCUGAUUCAGCUCAAGUGCCUAAACCUGCACCUGCUUCUCAUUAUGGGGCACAGACUCUUAUAUGUUACAACUAUAAGGAGUCUGGCCAUAUGGCCAAGGAUUGUCCACAAUCUCGAGAAUCGGGUUCGUGGCCGGUAGCGACUUCCAAACCACCCCCGACAAGGACUAAUGUACGUCCACUUGCUCCUGCUCCAGUAAGCAAGACUCAGGGGCGAGUCAUUUGGUUACUCAUGAGGAAGCCCUGCAUGAUUUCUGUGUGCUCCUUACCUGCUUAUGUGUUAUUUGACUCAGGGGCGUCACAUUCCUUUGUAUCCCCCUCCUUUGCCAAGAAGUUACCUAUCGAACCGGUCAUACUGGAGCAAAAGUUGAUGGUUAGUACACCAACUGGAAGCAAAGUUGAGCUUAACCGAUCCUUUCACUCUUGCCCUGUUCGAGUAAGCGACUAUGGGCUCGAAGCCAGUUUGAUCAUCCUAGACAUGAAAGAUUUUGAUGUGAUUUUGGGAAUGGACUGGUUAUCCAUGCAUGGAGCUAGUAUGAUUUGCGUAGAAAGGAAGAUACUUUUCAGGACAGGAAAGGAAAAUGAGUUUAUAUUUAAAGGCAAUAAAAGUAAGGAACCCAAGAACCCAAUCAUAUCAGCUCUCCAGGUCCAGAAACUCUUGGCACAAGGCUGUCAGUGUUACUUAGCCUCAGUAGUGGACGUUGAAGCCAAGAUUUCACUGAUGGAAGAAAUAAGUGUGGUGAGGGAUUUCCUUGAUGUCUUUUUGGAAGACCUUACACGCUUACCACCGGAUCGAGAGACAGAAUUUAUGAUCGAUCUGAUACCCGGUGCUGCUCCAGUGUCUAAGGCACCGUACAGAAUGGCCCCAUCAGAACUGAAAGAACUUCAAGGACAACUUGAUGAUCUACUGAGAAGGGUUUUAUUAGGCCAAGUGUUUCCCCGUGGGGUGUGCCUAUUCUAUUUGUGA